AGUAUUUUCAAUGGGACUGGGUGCACGCUAGGUGCCAGUUAUGGCUCAUCUGGAUCUUUUGCUCUCACAGGCUCGGGCCUAUCAGGGAGAGCACUACUAUGGUCACGCCUAGAUGGAAAAUACUAACUCAGUUGGUGUUUUGUGUAAAAGGCCAGAGGGUGCAUCACCAGCUGCUACACCAGUGCAGCUCAGCUUGCCUCAUACCUCAUAGUGCAGCAGCUAGUGCACCAGGUGAUGCAGCAUCAGCUGCCACACUAGUGCAGCACAGCAUGCCACCCAGUGCAGCAGCUCGUGCAUCAGAGCUGCCCAGACAUGCACUGGACCAAGCCAGACAAGAAAACCAGUUGCCAGAUGAUACAAGAACAAGUGAAACUCAGAUUGAAGCUUCAAGUAGAAGUCCAGAGAUCUUGCCUUGUGUUUCAGAGUUGAAGAAAUUGAAGAGUUGUAAUUUUUCAUCUAAACGACAGUGUAGCUUACCUGAUGUGUGUACAGAACGGUGUGUAGUUUUUGUUAGUUAGUUUGGUUAGUUUUAGUCAGACACGUGUAUGAGUUUGUUGUGUUUGUUAAGUUGUGUUCACACGUGCAUAUAGCU
Quercus lobata is the source of this 592-nucleotide messenger RNA. RefSeq lists its product as uncharacterized. The record is from RefSeq and is a predicted model, not a curated record. The transcript has 2 exons. NCBI's taxonomy places the organism in Eukaryota, Viridiplantae, Streptophyta, Magnoliopsida, Fagales, Fagaceae. Bases 99 to 518 code for a protein of 139 amino acids.